AUGAUGCGUGAGGAACUAUCAACCACUUCCGCCGAUGAUGAGUUGGCGACCACAUCUACGAGGUUAGUUGGCUAAAAGAUGUAUGUAUGCAAAGUUCAUUUUCAGUCAAAUAAACGGGGAACAGCAGCCAAAGAAGGGUAUUUUGAAGCGACCCUCUAUUGUUAACGAUGAAAAAAGAGACAAACUCUUUCCACUUCCCGGAUUCCGGCCGUCCCCUGACCGAUUUCCCGAGAAAGGAACAACUCGAAUACCCAAACUGCAAGUGACUUGGUGGGAAAAGAAUGCAGGUACACUUUCAUUGUUCAUGCAUUUGGAAAUAGUGUCGAACAUUUUAGUUGCAUUUAUUGGUGAAACAAGUGACGAGAACAACACAGAUUCGGAGCACCUUAUGCGAGAUUUAGGGAAUGGGAGGAGAGAUGCAGAGAAGCCGACAACAAAAGCUUUGCAAAUUAGGUAGAAUUGAAUAUGAUUAGCCCAAUUUCAUUGGAAAGUUUACAGGCAAACCGCAAUUUUGGAUUCUGAAGAUUCUGAUCUGAACGAAAGUGAUAUUCUUGCGCAGUUUCAGCUAACAGACAUGGACGACGCGAUGAGUGUGACAAGUUCCACGUGUAGUUCCGCGUCGGCAAUCGUCGGACGAUGGUGGAAUGGCAAAGACACCCGAUACGUGCCGCAUUGCCAGAAAAAAGGGUGCAAUCACGCGCACCACGAUCUUCAGGGAGAGUAUAUCACGCCCACGCAGAGACGAAACAAAGAGCUAGCGCAGUUGAAGAAGGUGACAACUUCUAUUUAUCUUGAUGGCUGAGCCACAAGUUGCCAUUUUCAGGAGUUGCGGCAAGCGCUGUCGGAGAGAGAUGAGAAGGACAAACAUCUAUCAGAUUUGAGAGACAAAGUCAAGGAGGUGAGAAUAUUGAGCUUCAUUGCGAAUUCUUUUUAUUGUUACUGCAGAUUGAAAUUUUCAACGAGACGCAAAAUACGCUAGUGGAAGGUCAGAAAAUGAUGAGAAAAGAGCAGAUGGAGAAGGAGGCGUUAGAGAAAGAAAAGAAAAUAAUGGAGAAGAAGCAUGCGGUUCGAGUGAACCAGCUCAUUCAGGAAACAAUGACUGCCAGGUAACUAAAUCUUCUAUUGUAGUAUAAUAAAAACUCACUAUUUUCAGAGAAGAAGCGGUGAAAUUGACUUCAAGGGUUGCGUUUUUGGAAGAACUCCUGAAUGCCCCAAGAAAUGAUAGUGAGACCCAGACAGAUGAGCUCGAGAGAGAGUUUUACCUCCGAUGCAACCCUCCAGAUCCAUCAGACCCUAAUCAAACGGGUACAUUAGGUUGGUUAGCCGGUCAGAUCACACCAUUUUCAUGAGAUAAUGUUCAGUUUCCCAAACAAUACAAGCGGAUCCAUCGACUCCUUUGUCAAUCAUCGCCGUUCAGCAGGACCUUCGCAGUCCCAGUCCAAUGAUGAUUCCUUUGGUGACCGGAGACAACAAGAAUCAGACUUUGUAUUGCAGCCAAGAUGCACUCAAUCACAUACAGGUAACUUUUAGGCUAUGUGGAAUAUAAAAGUUUCAUGUUGAUGUAGGCUUGUCAAAACGAGGCGUUCAUCUGGAGAAACAAGGCGGCGCAAUUGGAAAUUGUUGCAAAAGAUCAACUUCUCAAGAUCCAACAGCUUGAAGAUUGUCUGCAGAAAGCGCUGGAACCUUCUCCAGAAGUACGUUCUGGCUACAUUCCCGCAUUCAAUGAUCAAAAUUGUUCAGAGUCACAUCACAGUCAUGCCGAACGCUCUUAUCGUGGAGGAUGUGUCAAACACCAUCAGAGAAGCGGAUCCGCACAACGUUAGCUUCCUCAAAUCUCAAAUUCUUAUUUUUGUCAUUCAGGAGCCUAUCGUUAUCACUGAUUGCAACUUCGAAGCGUGCCUGGAGACUAAAAACUUGAUGAAAAAUGAGAUUGAAAGUCUGCGUCAGACGUUCUCAGAGGCAAAAUUCCGAAUUCGUGAGCUUGAGGAUGAUGCGAACGUUUUCCGAAGAGAUCUUGAGAAAGCAGAUGAGGAGAGGUUCAAACUGGAAGCCGCUUUGAAGAUGAUCAAUGAUGACGUGGAAUCCAAAUCAGCGGAGAUUGUAGCAUCGCUGAACACGGCCAAUCGCCUUCAGGUACUUACUAAACGUUUUCGAACGUUUGCGCAAAACUCUAUGUUUCAGCAUGAGAAGGAUCAAAUGCACCGUGCAAUCGACUACAUGGAAGAGAGAAUGCAGGUGUAUCGUAACACGAUUCAAGACCACAACUUGGUUGUCACCGAUGAAAACGACGCGGACUGGAGGAAAACUGUAUCGGAUCCACGGUCACUUUUUGUUUCAAAUUUUAGACUCAAUGAAUGUAUUUCUGUCUACAGGUACAUGGUGAUGCACUCCAAGUUAGUCCAAACAACAUUAACUUCACAACAACUUUCCGAGCAUGAAUCGGACUUUUUGAGCACUCAGCAAACACUUCAGGUAAGAAAUCUUGCACUUUAUUCACUACAUACAUUCGAUGUUUUUUACAGGAUCUUCAAAAGGAAUACAGUGCGAAGAACACUUCACUUGUUGACAAGUUUAAAGAGGUCGAGGAGAUUCUUCUCGCAAAAACCGAGCUUGUUGAUGCGCUGACAAAGCAACUCGAAGACAUUAGGAAGGAACAAACGAAAGAACUGUCAUUGAAUCAAUCCGAAAGAGAUCAGUACAAGAAAUCGCUCGAGGAAAUGACGCUGAUCGCUGAGAAAGUACCGAUUCUCGAAGCAGAAGUCAUGCAGCUGUCAAAGGACAAAAACGAAAUUGCGGCUCGUUUGAAACAAGAUCAAGAGUACUUUGAGGAUGAACUCGCCAAACUGCUCAAUGACUCGAUGAACAUCAAAAAGGAGCGAGACGAUUAUUUGAAGGAGCACAUAAGAGCAAAUGAGGCAAUGAUUGAAAGGCUCAAGUUGGAGAUUACCGGUUUGAGGAAGGAAUUGGAAGAUCAGAAGAUUCAAGCACACCUUCAAAAGGCCGACUUGGAAAAGAGACUUUUGAGCAGCAUUGAUCAUGUAGAACAACUUCAGAGCAGGGUAAAUUAGACAACUGUCCGCUUUUGAAAACAUAGUAUUUAGGUAAAUCACUCACAGAGAGAUGUUGAAUGUCAGGCAAUACCCCGGCAAAUCAACAAGUACGUCGGGUGCAAACCGAAUGUGAAAAACAAAGAAACGAUGAUUGAAAAGGUACUUGCUUUAGGACUGCUUUAGGAUUCAGUGAAUCCAUAAUAUUAUUCAGGGUGCUCUCUUUGACGAAAAUGAAGAACGGUUGAGAAUUUGCAAAGCGGAACUUGAGACAACACGCCGACAAGUGACCGUACUCCAACAGAAACUUGUCACUGUUAUCCAGCAACAAAGUUCACUGAAGAUCAAAAAGAGAAUAGCAGUUGUGGAGGAUACAAACAAAAACACACUGCCUCCUGAUGAUUUAGAGACUAAACUGAGAGAGGUCGAAUUGAAAAACGCGGAACUUAUGGAGAGGGUAUUCACUAUCACUUCAUACUUCAUACUACAAAAUGAUCAUUUCCGAUUCAGAUUAACUCAUUGGAGGCGGAAAAAUUCGUGACAAGUUCAAUGGAAAAGAGCAGGAUUCAGAAGUUGGUCAGCGAGUUUGACAAUCUCAAACAGAAACUCGAUCAAGACAUGAGCAACUACAGCAAGGAAAAACAAUGGCUUCAAUGGAGAAUCGAGAACUUGGAAAGAGACAACUCGGAGCUGCAGAAGGCCGUGCAGCCGAGCAUGGAAAAGUCACAAGAGCCACUGGAGAAGGUGACUCUGAGAAAAGCGAUGUCGGAACCAGAUUUCGGAGAUGAUAUGAGCACUGAAGGGGAUGGAGGAUCGACAAAUGAGAGCGCCGAGUAAGAAAAUACCUUUUGGAACAAUUUGAAACAAUAGCUUUUGUGUUCCAGCUUUAUGGUCGAAAGCGCCACAGCUCCAGAAAUACGUUUGCAAUCCGAGCAAGCGUUUUCUCAACUCGCCGAUGUUCUCAAUCUAGUCCGUUCUGAUCUUGAACAAGUGCUAACUGAGAUCGAGGAGCCUGAAGCUGCAAAAACAGACAUUGAUCUCUCACAUUUGUCACUUGAGAAAUCGACGGUAAGUUCAGUUCGACUGUGCUCCCUUUUUCACAUUUCCUUUUUCACAUUUCCCUACCUACAGACAAGCGGUAGAGAUUUCAGAAUUGAACUAUACAGAAAUGACAAAUAUAAACUCAAAUCGAAAAUUAAACCUGCUAAAGUGAGUAAGAAUCAUAUCGGGAGGCAAGGUUUCGAAACAUUUGAAGUUGAAAAGUUUGAAAUAAUACGUCAUAGAUAGGGUUCAAAGCAUGGUCUCAACUCAAUCAUUAGUGUUAUCCAGUACCCUUUUUAACAACGUGCCGUGCAAUUUCAUAAAACUUUUGGAAGCCCUGAGUUCACUUUUUGGAGUUCGUAUCAGAAAACAAGUUUCAAGUCGAGAAAACUCAAGGUGAAAUCAUUUCAGAGUAUUCUGAACGAUGUGCUAAGUGAAUGGGCGGAAGAUGAACGGAAGACGUUGGAAAGGCAAUUAAAACGAUCUCAAGAGGAACGAUCUGUUUUGAAGGUAAGCGAACUGAAGAAAAAAAGAGACUAACUGUAAUAGAAAACCGCUUAGGAUAAGAACAAUCGUCUUUCAAAAGAUCUCCAAGUUGCUGUAGCUGAGCUGAAUGUGUACAGAUCCGAAAAACCGCAUAAAGAUGAUCAACCAAACGUCCUUGAACGAAGUUCCAGUUUUUCCACUUUCAAUCAACCAAAAGGAGAAAACGACACGCAAAAGUAAGCGAAGCGCUUGGAUAUAAUUGUUAGUAAUAUCAUUUGAUUACAGAUGGAAAGAAAAGUCUGGCACACUUUUCCGCGAAGUGAAUAGAAUUAGACAGAACUUGGCCGAGGCUCUCGAACAAAAUAAUGAACUUCGUUACCAAUUGGCUCUCGCACGCGGCGAAAGGGAAUUGUCAAGUUGCAUUGAAAAGUAUGUGAACCACUAUUACUAAAAUCACUGAACCUUUCAUUUCAGAGACCUGCAAUAUCCUAUUUCCCCGUCUCUAAGCUACCACACUGCUCACGAUGGCCGGAAAAAAGAUGACAUUGUGAUACACGAGCCGGAGGAGCCAUUCCAACUCGGGUCCUCCAAAGCUAGUCUGUCAUGCAGCAUCAUACUUCGAAGUAAUAGUUUGGACCGGAAGAGUCAGCCAAGAGAAAGAAGCCGUCAGAGAAGUCGGAGUGCAAAUCGGCGGCCGCCACUUUCAAGAGAAGAACUUUCAAAGAGAGAGAAAAGGAGAGAGAUGAGGGUGAGACUAAGAGCAAAAACAGAGCGAGUAGUAACUAGCAGUAUUUCAGCUUCCGAAGGGUGUCUCAAGAUCUUCAUCAGUCACAUCUCUCUACUUGACAUCCAAGGAGCAACAGUAAGAGCUAAUAAGAAGGAACCUUUGAAAAGUACGGAAAAUUUGCAGAAAACUGCCACUGAUGUCCGCGUCCUGGCAUGAGAAAGCAUUGGAAAACGACUUGCCAGAUGGCGACACGGAUUACGACCGGCGAAACAUCCGGGUACGCGGAACAUGUGUACUGCCAGAAUGCAUGUUUUAUGUCUUCCAGGUGAUUUCACUACGCGAAAAAGUUGGGAAGCUCUCCAGAGACAACAAGGAUUUACAAGCCAAGCUCACAUAUUUCACAGCUGCUCAGCCAGACUGUUCGAGGAUGUUGGAGCUGGAACAAGAGGCCGAGGAGCUAAAAAUGACUGUGAGAGAACUUUUGCAAAGAGUGUCACAGGUGAUCUGAAAACUUAGACGGACAGUAAAAACAGUUUUUCAUUCAGACUACUCCAAGUUUUGACCGUCAAAUAAAACUGCUUCAAGACGAACUUGACAUUCGAAGAAAAGAAAGUGCAAUGUACGAGAAAAAGAUAAAUGAAAUCGAAGAAGAAAGGUUUGAAACUAACUGCUAAUAACAUAAGUAAAGUCGAUUUAGAAAAGAAAUGUACCUGGUAAUGUUCAAAAAAGGUCAACAAGCGGCGAACAUGGAAAUCACCGAGGACAAAAUGAUGGACGCGAUGACGGAGGAUAGAAUCACUCUCAAAUUCCUUCACGACGCAUUCUAUUACUAUCUUCUCAAUCGGGGCGAUUCUCAAGAACAUCUAUCGGUAUUAAUUUGUCUCGAAAUGUAUUAUUCCGAACAAUUGUUUGUUUGCAGGUCAUCAUGACAAUUCUCGGUUUCACUUCAACUCAAAAAACAGAAAUAGCCAAUCGGAAACGAGGCCGAUCCAACUGA
Caenorhabditis sp. 36 PRJEB53466 is the source of this 6298-nucleotide messenger RNA. Lineage: Eukaryota; Metazoa; Nematoda; Chromadorea; Rhabditida; Rhabditidae. The record is from the annotation of a GenBank genome assembly.